Molecule: messenger RNA, 828 nt
Organism: Serpula lacrymans var. lacrymans S7.9
Lineage: Eukaryota; Fungi; Basidiomycota; Agaricomycetes; Boletales; Serpulaceae
Exons: 5
Coding region: 51-521 (156 amino acids)
Biological process (GO): endocytic recycling; late endosome to Golgi transport
Cellular component (GO): retromer complex; early endosome membrane
Molecular function (GO): phosphatidylinositol-3-phosphate binding
Source: RefSeq, a predicted model, not a curated record
GUCGCUGGUUUCGCUGCGAUACCACCCAAAGUUGGCGUCAACUCACCACCAUGACCACCGUGUCGCCUUUUGCUCGCAGCUCUGCGUUCGAUGAGCCUAGGAUCACUGGGCGUGAGCAGACCAUCGAGGAAAUGUACAGUGUACCAGAGAGCUUUUUGGAGAUUGAGGUUCGCAAUCCCCAGACUCACGGCUAUGGCCGUAAGAUGUAUACCGACUACGAAAUCGUUUGCAAGACCAAUAUUCCUGCGUUCAAGCUACGUCAUUCCUUGGUCAGAAGACGUUAUUCCGAUUUUGAAGCCUUCCGCGACGUCCUCGAGCGCGAAUCCACCCGCGUCAACAUCCCUCCCCUCCCCGGAAAGGUAUUCACCAACAGAUUCUCUGACGAGGUCAUCGAGAGCAGAAGGGAGGGCUUGGAGCGCUUCUUGAGCAUCGUCGCUGGUCAUCCUCUUCUGCAGACGGGCAGUAAAGUUUUGUGCGCGUUUUUGCAAGAUCCGGCUUGGGAUAAGUCUCAGUGGAUCUAAAUAACGAAUUAGAUCUCUUUACGCCCCUUUUGAUGCCUUAGCAAACUUGUUGGAUUUCUGUUUUCGCGUGGCCCCGUUUUAGUCAUUAUGCCCGCCCUUCCCUAUUCUUGUAUAUUUUAUAUUCGCGCUUUAUGCCUACAUUUCUGAUUGUGUCGUCUGAUUCCACUUUUCUAUUUUGCACCACGGUGUGAUGUGAUCUCGUAUGACCCUUCUAGCUUCUUCAAGACCUAAGAUUAUCCUUAACAGCUAUAGAGGUCUCUUUCACGAUCAGACUGGAUGUGCUAUCUAGGUAUACGCUACCAUGCAU